Racocetra persica is the source of this 140-nucleotide messenger RNA. Lineage: Eukaryota; Fungi; Glomeromycota; Glomeromycetes; Diversisporales; Gigasporaceae. The record is from the annotation of a GenBank genome assembly.
GUCAGGAUUUUCACAUAAUUCAUUUCUUCGAAACUCGCUUGAUCCUGGGGUUGCAUUAAAACAUUCACCAUGGCCUGUAUCAAUUGCUGGAGUUGACUGUUUAUUAAACCGUUAUUUCUUUCGCAGGGGCUUUCAUUUUC